UCCCUGAGUCCAUUACAAGCUCUUAGCCUUGGCGUCUUUCUGAAUCUGACUAACUUAACCUCCUGCACAGUUCCAUGAUGUUAUUUUUAGUUUUUUGGUUCUUUUAGUGAUUUUCGCUUGUGAUUUUAUUUUCAGAACUCGCAGUCUUAUUCGCUCGCUAAUUUUACUGUCCUCAUCUCCUCUCCAUUUCCACGAAGACGCACACAUUAUGUCGACUUCCAUGCGAGUUUGUGUUUCAGAGUUGCUCGUCGAGGGUGAUACUGAAUGAACUUGGAGAAUCAGUUAAAAUAAAAUUCAAUUGUGAGCUCGUAGAGUGAUUGUUUUUGUAUUGUAAAACUAAAGCACCUUCGGUAGGUAUAGUUUUGUCAUAUUCUCGAUAUUGGAAGAUGAGUUCCCUCUUGAAUGCGCAGAUUUACCACGGUAGCGUGUCUUAACUUGACACAAACUUAUCAUGGGUUUCUAACGAUUUGGUUUUUCCCCUUGAAUUGUGCUAAUACUAAAACUCUGACAAGUUUACACAAUACAGUGUCGAUCCGUUUGUGUAACUUUCUCAACGUUUGGUUUUGAUUUUUUCAUUCUUCCUCCCCCCUUUCAUCUGACACUUUCAUGAUAUUGGCAUUAACGUAAGGCACCAUCGUAUGCAGCUAUCAAGUAUGUUUAGUGUUAAAAUGGAGACAACCUAGGUGUAAUGGACUGGGAUGCAAGAAUGAUCUAAUUUGUAUGUACUCUGCUGAAUAUUAUGGAGGACUUGAGCGAAGAAAUGGGGAAUGUGUGUGGAGAGAUGGAGAAUUGCGUCACGGACUUGAACCAGAAGGAGACAAAAACAGACAGGCUGGAGCAAGAUCUGGAUGGACUUCAGAUGUUACGGUUGGUACAGGAGGACGACAAGGCUUUGCUCACGAGCCUUCUGGCACAAGAAUCAGAAGAAUCAAAAGACCCGAAUGCGGUGUUGGAAGAGUCCCCACAGGAGGGUGAUCACAUCAUGCAUGAUCGCAAGUGUUUUCAGAUUUCCAACCCCCUGGUUCAGGUGGAUCACACUCGCAUCAAGCAGGAUAAUAGAGUCGAAGAGGAAAUUGUGGCCGACGACGUGGAGAUCGUCUUUGACCAAAACUCAGGAACUCAGAGAGCGAGCGAGCAAGACAUGGGGACCGGGAGACGUGAGAAGCUUAAGGGUCUAGAAGGAGCAGGAGCAGAUCGGAAAUCAGCACUCGUGAAUAAGUUGCUUCAUGACCUCGAUGAGCGGCAACAGAAAUUUCUGCAAGACCUUCACGUCAAGUUUGUUCUGGAGGGGGUGGAUGUGGAGGAGGAUGAUGAAGCCAGGGCUAGGAAGCAUUCAGAAUUUGUGGAGUUGAAGAAGCGCCUAGAGGAGGAGGAAAAGAUGUACGCGUGUUGCGCAUUAGGGGACGCAUCUGAAAUCCACGCAAUUGACAAAGAUCAAGUCGAAGCGGAUUCCGUAAUAGCCACCAUAGAUGGUGUGAUCAACAGCCUUGCAGACGUCGCAAUUUGCAGUUCGGAUUCAACCCAGCGAGAUUGUCUGAAGCAACUACCUCUACUCCCGAACAUUAGAAAUGAAAUUAAGACUCUGGCUGAAGAUGUUGGAUUGCUGGAGCUUCAAGAGCACACCGACCGUGAGAGCAGCGAAGAGUUCCAUUGUUGCCGAAAAGCGGGGAAGCAAAUAGACGAGGGAGAUGAUGAUGAUGCGCAUGCGACACACUCUUAUUCUGUACUCAACAUCGUCUGCCCUGUUAGUGGGAUACCUGUAACUGAUCUAGAAGACCCAGUUCGCAGUGAAGACUGUGAACACAUUUACGACCGGGCUUCAGCUCUCAACUACAUUACAACCAUGGCAAAAGACGGCGUCUGCCUUUGCGCAUCUUCAGGUUGCCGUGCGCAGCUAGCGGAGCACAAGAUGGUUGCCAGCAGCCGCCUGUGGCAGGACAUCGAAGAGCUCCGACAGAUCAAGACAGCCAUGUGGGAAAGCCGCAUGAUGCAAGACAUGGCGGACAUGGACGACAGUGAUGAUGACUGAGUGCUGAGAGAAGCAGACUCAUGAGUGGGGGUCGACACGUUCCUGACAACACAGAAAACUGACAACGAAUGAUCGAUUCUUUCAAUCCAUAUUCACAUCUCAACUGUGUUUACUGUCUGUUGGCGUAGUUUCCAAUCCCAUUUUCUGCUUCUGCUGCUUCGAAGAUAAUUGCUUGCAAGGCUUUCCAAGGCAAAGCUUGCAAAGAUUUACUGCAGGUUUGCCUGCUAGUGACUUGAUGACGUCGAGACGCGAGGGAGUUCUUCACUGGUCGCCGUAACAGAACGCUAGAUGCCCUUGUGUCUAAUGCAAGAAUGGAUACCGACAUCAACGUGCCUCCACCGACACCAGCCUUGUCAGCGUAGUUCCGAUCAUAACAUGAUUUUCAUCUUCAUUCUCAUUUUGCCUUUUUAGAAGCAUUUUUGCACUUCAUUACUGUAAGAAUGAACGUUUUUGUAACAUUGUUAUGUUUCAUUGUUCGUGGAAUGUACACGGAUAAUAGCAUCUGAUGUAACGCUUCACGCUUUAACCUUUUUUUUUUUUUUUUUUUUUUUUGUGUGUGUGUUGGUAAAUAAGUCCGUUUAUAGGUGCUGUAUUUUAAUAGAUUGUCAUGUGACCAAGGAAGAAAAAUACUUAGUACGUCAAAUUGGCAUUUAGUAAAUAUAUUAGUUAUUAAAACUAAUUUUCUGUAGAAAAGAAGCCCAAGUCUAUGAGUUUCAUCUUCCUAACCCAAAAGUUAUUUUCAAAAUUACAUUAAAGUUAGUGGCUUUACUUUUAUU
Molecule: messenger RNA, 2805 nt
Organism: Physcomitrium patens
Lineage: Eukaryota; Viridiplantae; Streptophyta; Bryopsida; Funariales; Funariaceae
Source: RefSeq, a predicted model, not a curated record